UUCCCGCCCUCGCCUGGCGCCCAGGUAGCUGCGAGGAAACUUUUGCAGAGGCUGCUUAGCCGCUCCGUCUCUUGCUCCACUGAGCGACUUGCAGCCUGAUCGACUCCUCCGACUGCUCCCGCUCCUGCUGCCGACUCUCGCAGCGCUCUCUUAGCUCCCGGUGAAGCAGGAUGGCCGGGACCCUACGCACCGCGUGCUUGGUGGUGGUGAUGCUGCUCAGCUUGGACUCUCCGGGACAGGCGCAGCCCCCGCCACCGCCGCCGGACGCCACCUGUCACCAGGUCCGCUCCUUUUUCCAGAGACUGCAGCCCGGACUGAAGUGGGUUCCCGAAACCCCGGUGCCAGGAUCAGAUUUGCAAGUCUGUCUCCCCAAGGGCCCGACAUGCUGUUCCAGAAAGAUGGAAGAAAAAUACCAACUAACAGCCCGCUUGAACAUGGAACAACUGCUUCAGUCUGCCAGUAUGGAGCUCAAGUUCCUAAUUAUUCAGAAUGCUGCGGUUUUCCAAGAGGCCUUUGAAAUUGUUGUUCGCCAUGCCAAGAACUACACCAACGCCAUGUUCAAGAAUAACUACCCAAGCCUGACCCCACAAGCUUAUGAGUUUGUGGGUGAAUUCUUCACAGACGUAUCUCUCUACAUCCUCGGUUCUGACAUCAAUGUGGAUGACAUGGUCAAUGAGUUGUUUGACAGCCUGUUUCCCGUCAUCUAUACCCAGCUAAUGAACCCUGGUCUGCCCGAGUCAGCCUUCGACAUCAACGAGUGCCUCCGAGGAGCAAGACGUGACCUGAAAGUAUUUGGCAACUUCCCUAAGCUGAUCAUGACCCAGGUUUCCAAGUCACUGCAAGUCACUAGGAUCUUCCUUCAGGCCCUGAAUCUCGGCAUCGAAGUCAUCAACACUACUGAUCACCUCAAGUUCAGCAAGGACUGUGGCCGAAUGCUCACCAGGAUGUGGUACUGCUCUUACUGCCAGGGACUGAUGAUGGUUAAGCCUUGUGGUGGCUAUUGCAAUGUGGUCAUGCAAGGCUGUAUGGCAGGUGUGGUGGAGAUUGACAAGUAUUGGAGAGAAUACAUCCUGUCUCUUGAAGAGCUUGUGAAUGGCAUGUACAGAAUCUAUGACAUGGAGAAUGUACUGCUUGGUCUCUUUUCGACAAUCCAUGAUUCCAUCCAGUAUGUGCAGAAAAAUGGAGGAAAACUGACCACCACCAUUGGCAAGUUAUGUGCUCACUCUCAACAACGCCAGUACAGAUCUGCUUAUUAUCCUGAAGACCUGUUUAUUGACAAGAAGGUAUUAAAAGUUGCUCAUGUAGAACGUGAAGAAACCUUAUCCAGCCGUCGAAGGGAACUGAUUCAGAAGUUGAAGUCUUUCAUCAACUUCUAUAGUGCUCUGCCUGCCUACGUCUGCAGCCACAGCCCCGUGGCCGAAAAUGACACCCUUUGCUGGAAUGGACAAGAACUCGUCGAGAGAUACAGCCAGAAGGCAGCACGGAACGGAAUGAAGAAUCAAUUCAACCUCCACGAGCUGAAAAUGAAGGGGCCUGAGCCAGUGGUUAGUCAAAUCAUUGACAAACUGAAGCACAUUAACCAGCUCCUGAGAACCAUGUCUGUGCCCAAAGGAAGAAUUCUGGAGAAAACCCUGGAGGAGGAAGAGCUGGAAAGUGGAGACUGUGGCGACGAUGAGGACGAAUGCAUCGGAGGCUCUGGUGAUGGAAUGAUGAAAGUGAAGAACCAGCUCCGCUUCCUUGCAGAACUGGCUUACGAUUUGGACGCGGAUGAUGCUCCUGGAAGCAAGCAACACAUGAAUCCGAAGGACAAUGAGCUAAUCGCCUCGCAGAACCGCGGCCACACCCAGUCCCCCCUGAAGCUUCUCACCACCGUGGCCAUUUAUGUGGUGUGCUUUUUCUUGCUGGUGCACUGACUUUAGUGCCCAGCCCCUGUGCUGCCCUGCAGCACCCCGUGGUUUCCCCCUCUAUAAAGGAAACCACCUCCUUAUUUUUUUUCUAUUUUUUUAUCUUGUUUACUUCCUCCAGCCAUUCAGUAGAGGACCAACCCCAUGUGAUGUCUUCGAAAAUCAAAGUGGCAUCUUUAUGAGGAAGCUAAUUUUAGUGUUAGGAUAGAUUGUACUUUUGCAGAAAAGGUAAAAACCAACUGUGCCAAAUUAUUUUCCUAUGUUUGGCUGCUAGAACAUGGUUUCCAUGUUGUCUUUCUCUCUCUCUUUGCAUGGAUUUCUUUAAAAAAAAUAAAUAAAUGAUCAAAUAAAA
Molecule: messenger RNA, 2256 nt
Organism: Ochotona curzoniae (black-lipped pika)
Lineage: Eukaryota; Metazoa; Chordata; Mammalia; Lagomorpha; Ochotonidae
Gene: GPC3
Product: glypican 3
Exons: 8
Coding region: 171-1913 (580 amino acids)
Biological process (GO): cell migration; regulation of protein localization to membrane; positive regulation of canonical Wnt signaling pathway
Cellular component (GO): plasma membrane; extracellular region; cell surface
Source: RefSeq, a predicted model, not a curated record